UGUGGACCGCUCAGGCGUUUAGCGAGGACACCUCAUUGGGUCCUUUCUUGCUGCCUUCGUGAGCGGGAGGCUGUCCUUACCGGCUCCGGGCCGAGACGGCCGAGGUUCCGCCUGUUCACCGAUACGUGAUUUUCUGCUGUUUCUUGGCAAAAAUGGCAACCAGUGAUGCCGUUCUCAAGAGACUGGAACAGAAGGGUGCCGAGGCAGAUCAAAUUAUUGAAUAUCUUAAGCAGCAAGUUGCUCUUCUUAAGGAGAAAGCAAUUUUGCAGGCAACUUUGAGAGAAGAGAAGAAACUUCGAGUUGAAAAUGCUAAAUUGAAGAAAGAAAUUGAAGAAUUGAAACAAGAGCUAAUUAAGGCAGAAAUUCAAAAUGGAGUAAAACAGAUACCAUUCCCAUCUGGUAUUCCACUGCAAGCUGAUUCUGCGGUUUCUGAAAAUGUGAUACAGUCUAUACCAAUAACAGCCAUAUCUUCUGGUGCCAAAGAGCAGAUAAAAGGAGGAGGAGGAGAAGAAGAAAAGAUGAAAGAGAAAAUUGAAAAGAAAGGAGAGAAAAAGGAGAAAAAACAACAACCAGCAGGAGGAAGUGCUGACUCUAAGCCUAUUGAUGUAUCCCGUCUGGAUCUUCGAAUUGGUUGUAUCAUCACUGCCAGAAAACACCCUGAUGCAGAUUCUUUGUAUGUAGAAGAGGUAGAUGUUGGAGAAACAGCCUUAAGAACAGUUGUCAGUGGCCUGGUGAAUCAUGUUCCUCUUGAACAGAUGCAAAAUCGGAUGGUGAUUUUACUUUGUAACCUGAAACCUGCAAAGAUGAGGGGAGUAGUAUCUCAGGCAAUGGUGAUGUGUGCUAGUUCACCAGACAAAGUUGAAAUCUUGGCACCUCCUAAUGGGUCUGUUCCUGGAGACAGAAUUACCUUUGAUGCUUUCCCUGUCAUCAGAAGGAAAGGAAUAAGAAUAUCAGAGGAAAAUAACAGGGUAUACAUCACCGAGUUGGGCCGACACCUACUUCCAGAUCCAAGCAGCAGCUGGGAAGUCCCGAGUGACAGCAAUCUGGAGCCACAAUUGGGAAGGGGCCCAGCAGUGCAUCCACCCCACAGGUAAGACUUCAGAUUGGAGUUCUGGGGGCUUCCAUUUAUAAUUCCAGGCCGCAAAUUGAUAUCAUCAGUUUGUGUGCAAAAAUGCAGCUCUGGACUCCCUUUAACAGUGCUGCUGAUUUCAACAUGUGAGUCACAAGAUUUUCCAGACCCUGAGGGACUGGCAGGUCCCCAGGGCUCAAGAAAUUCCAAAACCCACUCCCUUUGUUAUCGUAGGUGCCGCUUGACUUGCUAGCAGAAGUUGUUAGGUGUGCGAGCAAGUGCACAGUCCAGGCAGGGUCACAGGUUGGGCAGAGGCCUCCUUCUGCCUCUGAAGCCUGAAAAAGACUACUUUACUAGUUUUUCCAAAAUUCAGCCUCUAGGAUUGUUUAGGCUGAAGAGCAUAAGAAUAAGGCAAUAUAACAUGAGAAGUUUUUCGAAUACGGUAAGACAGGUAACAAUUCCAAACAGUCAGGAAAAAGAGUACAAUCAAUAGUACAGGCAAUGGAAAAACAUUGGAGAUUGGUUCAAGAUGGUGGAGUAGAAGGACGUGCUCUCACUCCCACUUGCGAGAGCACCAGAAUCACAACUAACUGCAGAGCAAUCAUCGACAGGAAGACACUGGAAAUCACCAAAAAAGAUACCCCACAUCCAAAGACAAAGGAGAAACCACAGUGAGACAGUAAGAGAGGCGCAAUCACAGUAAAAUCAAAUCCCAUAACUGCUGGGUGGGUGACUCACAAACUGGAGAACACUUAUAUACCACAAAAGUCCACCCACUGGAGUGAAGGUUCUGAGCCCCACGUAAGGCUUCCCAACCUGGGGGUCUGGCAAUGGGAGUAGGAAUUCCUAGGGAAUCAGACUUUGAAGGCUAGCGGGAUUUGACUACAGGACUUUGACAGGACUGGGGGAAACAGAGACUCCAAUCUUGGAGGGCACACGCAAAGUAGUGUGUGCAUCAGGACCCAGAGGAAGGAGCAGUGACCCCAUAGCAGACUGAACCAGACCUACCUGCUAGUGUUAUAGGGUCUCCUGCAGAGGCAGGAGGUGGGUGUGGCUCACCGUGAGGACAAGGACACUGGCACUGGAAGUUCUGAGAAGUACUCCUUGGCAUGAGCCCUCCCAGAGUCAGCCAUUAGCCCCACCGAAGAGCCUGGGUAGGCUACAGUGUUCGGUCACCUGAGGCCAAACAACCAACCUGGAGGGAACCCAGCCCCACCCAUCAGCAGACAAGUGGAUUAAAGUUUUACUGAGCUCUGCUCACCAGAGCAACAGCCAGCUCUACCCACCACCAGUCCCUCCCAUCAGGAAUCUUACACAAGCCUCUUAGAUAGCCUCAUCCACCAGAGAGCAGAUAGCAGAAGCAAGAAGAACUCCAGUCCUACAGCCCGUGGAACAAAAACCACCUUCACAGAAAGAUAGACAAGAUGAAUGGCAGAGGGGUAUGUACCAGAUGAAGGAACAAGAUAAAACCCCAGAAAAACAAAUAAUGAAGUGGAGAUAGACAACCUUCCAGAAAAAGAAUUCAGAAUAAUGAUAGUGAAGAUGAUCCAGGGCCUCGGAAAAAGAAUGGAGGCAAAGAUCGAGAAGAUGCAAGAUAUGUUUAACAAAGACCUAGAAGAAUUAAAGAACAAACAAACAGAGAUGAACAAUACAAUAACUGAAAUGAAAACUACACUAGAAGGAAUCAAUAGCAGAAUAACUGAGGCAGAAGAGCAGAUAAGUGACCUGGAAGGCAGAAUGGUGGAAUUCACUGCUGCGGAACAGAAUAAAGAAAAAAGAACAAAAAGAAAUGAAGACAGCCUAAGAGACCUCUGGGACUACAUUAAACACAACAACAUUGGCAUUAUAGGGGUCCCAGAAGGAGAAGAGAGAGACAAAGGACCUGAGAAAAUAUUUGAAGAGAUUAUAGUCGAAAACUUCUCUAACAUGGGAAAGGAAAUAGCCACCCAAGUCCAGGAAGUGCAGAGAGUCCCAUACAAGAUAAACCCAAGGAGAAACACAACGAGACAAAUAGUAAUCAAAUUGGCAAAAAUUAAAGCCAAAGAAAAAUUAUUGAAAGCAGCAAGGGAAAAAUGACAAAUAACAUACAAGGGAACUCCCAUAAGGUUAACAGCUGAUUUCUCAGCAGAAACUCUACAAGCCAGAAGGGAGUGGCAUGAUACUUAAAGUGAUGAAAGGGAAGAACCUACAACCAAGAUUACUCUACCCGGCAAGGAUCUCAUUCAGAUUUGAUGGAGAAAUCAAAAGCUUUAUAGACAAGCAAAAGGUAAGAGAAUUCAGCACCACCAAACCAGCUCUACAUCAAAUACUAAAGGAACUUCUCUAAGUGGAAAACACAAGAGAAGAAAAGGACCUAGAAAAACAAACCCAGAACAAUUAAGAAAAUGGUAAUAGGAACAUACAUAUGAAAAGUUACCUUAACAUGAAUGGAUUAAAUGCUCCAACCAAAAGACACAGGCUCACUGAACGGAUACAAAAACAAGACCCAUCUAUAUGCUGUCUACAAGAGACCCACUUCAGAACUAGGGACACAUACAGACUGAAAGUGAGGGGAUGGAAUAAGAUAUUCCAUGCAAAAGGAAAUCAAAAGAAAGCUGGAGUAGCAAUACUCAUAUCAGAUAAAAUAGACUUUAAAAUAAAGAAUGUUACAAGAGGCAAGGAAGUAUACUACAUAAUGAUCAAGGGAUCAAUCCAAGAAGAAGAUAUAACAAUUAUAUAUAUUUAUGCACCCAACAUAGGAGCAGCUCAAUAUAUAAGGCAACUGCUAACAGCUAUAAAAGAGGAAAUCAACAGUAACACAGUAAUAGUGCGUGAAUUUAACACCUCACUUACAUCAAUGGACAGAUCAUCCAAACAGAAAAUUAAUAAGGAAACACAAGCUUUAAAUGACACAAUAGACCAGAUAGAUUUAAUUGAGUUUUAUAGGACAUUCCAUCCAAAAACAGCAGAUUACACUUUCUUCUCAAGUGUGCAUGGAACAUUCUCCAGGGUAGAUCACAUCUUGGGUCACAAAUCAAGCCUCAGUAAAUUUAAGAAAAUUGAAAUCAUAUUGAGCAUCUUUUCUGACCACAACACUAUGAGAUUAGAAAUCAAUUACAGGGAAAAAAACGUAAAAAACACAAACACAUGGAGGCUAAACAAUAUGUUACUAAAUAACCAAGAGAUCACUGAAGAAAUCAAAGAGGAAAUCAAAAAAUACCUAGAAACAAAUGACAAUGAAAACAUGAUGAUCCAAAACCUAUGGGAUGCAGCAAAAUCAGUUCUAAGAGAGAAGUUUAUAGCAAUACAAGCCUACCUCACAAAACAAGCAGAAUCUCAAAUAAACAAUCUAACCUUACACCUAAAGAAGCUAGAUAAAGAAGAACAAACAAAACCCAAAGUUAGCAGAAGGAAAGAAAUCAUAAAGAUGAGAGCAGAAAUAAAUGAAAUAGAAAUAAAGAAAACAAUAGCAAAGAUCAAUAAAACUAAAAGCUGGUUCUUUGAGAAGAUAAACAAAAUUGAUAAACCAUUAGCCAGACUCAUCAAGAAAAAGAGGGAGAGGACUUAAAUCAAUAAAAUUAGCAAUGAAAAAGGAGAAGUUACAACAGACACCGCAGAAAUACAAAGCAUCCUAAAAGACUACUACAAGAAACUCUAUGCCAAUAAAAUGGACAGCCUGGAAGAAAUGGAAGAAUUCUUAGAAAGGUAUGACUUUCAAUGUGUGAACCAGGAAGAAAUAGGAAGUAUGAACAGACCAAUCACAAGUAAUGAAAUUGAAACUGUGAUUAAAAAUCUUCCAACAGGGCUUCCCUGGUUGAGAGUCCGCCUGCUGAUGCAGGGGACGCGGGUUCGUGCCCCGGUCCGGGAGGAUCCCACAUGCCGCGGAGCGGCUGGACCCGUAAGCCAUGGCUACUGAGCCUGUGCGUCCGUAGCCUGUGCUUCGCAAUGGGUGAGGCCACAACAGUGAGAGGCCCGCGUACCACACACACAAAACAAACAAACAAACAAAAAAAACAA
Messenger RNA from Orcinus orca (killer whale), 5065 nucleotides. RefSeq names its product aminoacyl tRNA synthetase complex interacting multifunctional protein 1 (gene AIMP1). Lineage: Eukaryota; Metazoa; Chordata; Mammalia; Artiodactyla; Delphinidae. Gene Ontology annotation, molecular function: tRNA binding. The transcript is spliced from 7 exons. The record is from RefSeq and is a predicted model, not a curated record. Bases 153 to 1094 code for a protein of 313 amino acids.